Messenger RNA from Myotis lucifugus (little brown bat), 681 nucleotides. Its product is annotated as kininogen-1-like. Gene Ontology annotation, molecular function: cysteine-type endopeptidase inhibitor activity. The record is from RefSeq and is a predicted model, not a curated record. NCBI's taxonomy places the organism in Eukaryota, Metazoa, Chordata, Mammalia, Chiroptera, Vespertilionidae. The transcript has 5 exons. Gene Ontology annotation, biological process: negative regulation of endopeptidase activity. Gene Ontology annotation, cellular component: extracellular region. The annotation marks the transcript as partial.
GAUACCAGUGAAUGUACAGAUCAUGCAUACAUGGAUCCUCAGCUAAGAAUUGCUUCCUUCUCACAGAAGUGUCAGAUUUUAUCAGGGAAGGAUUCCUUCAGAGGUUGCCUUGGCUGCCCCGACGAGAUACUUGUCGACAGCUCUGAUCUGAAGGAGACUCUGAAUCAUUCCAUUACAAAGCUUAAUGCAGAGAAUAAUGCAACUUUCUAUUUCAAGAUUGACAUUGUGCACAGAGCAACAUUCCAGUGGGUGAGUGGAUACAAAUAUCUUAUUGAGUUCACGGCAAGGGAAACCACAUGUUCCAAGGAAAGUAAUAAAGAGCUGACUGAAAGUUGUGAGAUCAAUAAACAUGGGGAAAUGCUAAGAUGCACUGCUGAGGAUUACUAUCGGGUAGGUAAGAAGAAUAGAAUCGAGACUACUGUCAAAUGUCAGUCACCAGGAAAGAAGCAACUAAAGCCCUGCGUGUACAAGGGCCGACCUCAGGAGGCAGGGGCAGAGCCAACAUCUAAGAGUGAGGCCUCUUGACCAGUGGGCAGAAUCUCCACGUCUCGCACAAUAGCCCCAGCAACCUGUCAGCAACCCUGAAUGGAAGGACAAGAAGAUGGGAUAGAAUGUCAGUAGAGAAGAAUGCCAUUUUAUCAUUCUGUUUCUGUCUGAAAUAAAGUUUGAUCUUAAUGUUCA